AUGGCUCGCCGCCGACGCAAGGGCAAGCUGGAGCUGGCGGGAGGGUGGUGGCAGGCCGCGGCAGUGGUCUGCGAGUGUCCGCUCCGCUGCCUUCCUCGGCGACGGGUGGUGGAAGUGAUGGUGCUGGGAGGUGAGCAAAAUGUCUGGGCGAUCCGCCUGCGUCUCCGUUACGUCGCCGAGCCCUUGUUUCCGGGCCUGCUGGGGGGAAGUGAUGCGGCUGUGGUGUGUGAGGCUCUUGCACCUGCAAUCGCCGUCGUUAGCAGAGUCUGCUCGCCCUUUGCAAGGGACAGCGGCGAGAAACAGACGAAGUGGAUAGUUGGCAGAGGUGUCUGUCACGCCAGCAACGUCGUAGCGUGUGGUGCUGCGGCGGCGCCAAACCGCCAAAACUCAGCCCCAGACUGCCACUACCUCGCAGCGACAGGGAUUGGGCGCAGGGCCGCUGGCGAUUGGUGCGAGUCUUCCAUCUUCACGCCGCGACGCCGUUGUCAUCCGCGCCAGACAGUGCACUCGUACUUUCGCUCGCCCACUCGUCGUCGGCCUCGUGCCACCACCACACCCUCACCGCUGCCGCCGCCCACCGCCGCUGCCACCCGCUCCUCCAACCGCGACGGCGAGGUGCAGGCCGGCCGCUCGACACGUUCGCGUUUCGGACAUGGCACAGCCUGCUGCUGGGGACUGCACCACCAACAAAUGCUGAUCCGUCUGCCCAUUGGCCAGCCGCCGUCCGUGGCUGCAUGA
Molecule: messenger RNA, 738 nt
Organism: Zasmidium cellare ATCC 36951
Lineage: Eukaryota; Fungi; Ascomycota; Dothideomycetes; Mycosphaerellales; Mycosphaerellaceae
Exons: 2
Coding region: 1-738 (245 amino acids)
Source: RefSeq, a predicted model, not a curated record